Molecule: messenger RNA, 1739 nt
Organism: Halichondria panicea
Lineage: Eukaryota; Metazoa; Porifera; Demospongiae; Suberitida; Halichondriidae
Exons: 4
Coding region: 1-1389 (462 amino acids)
Source: RefSeq, a predicted model, not a curated record
AUGUUCUGCCCCGCUCUGAUCACCUUAGCAGCUCCUCCUGAUGUAUGGGAAGGCUCAGCAAAGUACCAAUUUGGUUGGGUCCUGUCAGCAGUCCACAGUGAUCACUUCCUGGAUGCUCGAAUGCUCUACGUUCUCCUUCUUCGACUAGCUCUCUCCCUCCGCCUUGCACUUAAUACAGAUACCAGCAUUCCUGCUCUUCAACACCAUUGUGCAUUCUGGAAGACUGGUGUUUGCUGGAGCACAUCUCACGGUGUCAAAAUGGUGGUGGAAAUCUCCAACAAGAAGCACGCUCUUGUUCUAAUGCAGGCACAAGAGCUUUCCUUGGAUUUCUUCGAUCUUCGUUCAACUGUGGUCGGUAAAGUGGUUGAGGCUAGAAAGCAGUUUUGUCGUUCUACUGAGGUUAACGAGUUAUUCCUAUCGCCUGCCAGUGUGACAUAUCCUCUCAGCAUCUCUGAAGCUCCCACAUUCAACAUCAAUCUAGUGGCAGAAAGUAUUGUUAAACAACAUCGCUACGUUGUUUCAACUAGUGGGACCUUAAGUUUGUCUGUGGCUGACUUUCUUCAUGCUGAAGUGUACGCUGAUCUCGGUGAGAAUAUUCUACAGCUUCUGUUCAAUCCAGCACACAAGGAACUGUCUGAUCGAUUCAUCUCGGCCCUUCCAACUUGUUGGAACAAGAAUCCUCGACUGGCUGAUAUCGUACGCACAGCUAUUACUGAGAAUGCCAGCGCUGCAUUUCAAGAAUGCAAUAAUCUCGAUGAUGUUCUGAAAGUCUGGAAGAGCACUGGAGAUUCCAGUGGUGAAGCACUGAGAAGAAUUCUGGAUCCACUUAGUGUGUUUGCUGGACGAAACCCUCUCGAACUGACUGGUGUUGCUGCUAAGGAGACUAGUGAUGAUCUACUACCAUCCACCACACCAACACCAAACUGUCCAAGCAUAGCCUCUCUCCCUGUGGUGGCUGGAGCAGCUCCAAGGUCAGUGAGUGAGGGGACUCAAGUCAGAGAGGAAGUCACUCAAACCGCACACACUGAAGGUGAAUCAGUGGUGGGUGGUCUAACACUGGCUGCUCUAAAGAGGAGGACUGGAGUCAGUGACACACAGCUGGACACUGAGGUCAUAGAACACGACACUCAUAUCCUAGCCGGCUGCUUCGAUAAUCUAGAGAACUAUCUCGACCAGUUACGCUUGUCUCCCGGCCAACAAACUCACCUUCAUGAUCUAGCUGUCAAACGAGACAUUCAAACUGCAAUGGCAAAAGCUUUGAAGCUGUGGCGUGCCCCCAAUCCUCUUGUUGCCACGUUCCGAGCUCUGUUGAUCAUCUUACUGGAUCUCAAGAGAGGAGACGUGGCUGUUAGGGUGUGUCAGUACAUUGUCGACAGAGUUCCACAAUAAUUAUGGACACUCAACACUUUCCUAGUAUAGUCUCUGCUGUGUGUUUAGUACCACACUCACACAAUAUCCUGUUCUAGUUUCUGUACUCAAUUAUGACACUUAUAAUUAUUCACAGAUAUUAUUAUUCUGAUUUACUAUGCACACAGUUUUAGAUUGUCCUGUUUAGUACAAACUCACGCAAUAUCCUUUAAUCCUGUUCACACCUUCUAGUUUUUGUAUUCAAUUAGCUAGAACACUUAUAAUUAAUAAUUUUACAGAUAAUUAUUAUAUACUUAUUAUUCUGAUUUACUAUGUAUACAUAGUUUUAUAAUUAUUAUAUAAUUAUAGUUGAUUAAUAAUUAUUAGCAUCA